GGCAGCGGGAGCGCGAUGGAUCGAAAGAGGCCGUUUUCGAAGUGCAAAGUUCAACUCGUGCUGCUGCACCCAUUGGCGCCAAAAAAGUUUCUGAGCCAGCUGCGCAGGCGCGAGGCUCCGACGCACUAGCGAGUGCGCAGCGCCGGGGAGGGGAGGGGCGGCCUGCGUUUUGGUUGCCUGGAUACCACGACGCAACAGUAGCGGCAAAGGAGAGGGCCGGGCGUGGAGGGUCUCUGCCCUCAUUCGCCGGGAAGCAGAGGAGGAGCCGGCUGUCGCGGUCCCUGGAGCAAUGCCACUUCCCGACACCAUGUUCUGCGCGCAGCAGAUCCACAUUCCCCCAGAGCUGCCGGACAUCCUGAAGCAGUUCACCAAGGCUGCCAUCCGCACCCAGCCCGCCGACCUGCUGCAGUGGUCUGCGGGGUAUUUUUUAGCUUUGUCGCAGGGAGAUCUGCUCCCUAUAAAGGACAGAGUCGAAAUGCCCAUGGCAACCCAGAAAACAGACACAGGCCUGACCCAGGGACUCCUGAAGGUCCUGCACAAGCAGUGCAGCCACAAGGCCUACGUGAGCCUGCUGGACUUGGAGCGUAAGUGGCGGACGCUGUGCUUGCCAGUGGAGAAGCUGCGGGCUCUGCUCCAGCUGGACCCCUGUGAAGACAAAAUCGAGUGGUUGAAGUUCCUUGCCCUGGGGUGCAGUGCGCUGGGUGGGUCCCUGAACACCGCCAUGAAGCACUUCUGUGAGAUCCUCACCGCCGACCCCGAGGGCGGCCCGGCCCGCAUCCCGUUUGACACCUUCUCCUAUGUGUACCGCUACCUGUCCAGGCUGGACUCGGACGUCUCGGCGCUGGACACGGAGUCGUACCUGGCCACGCUGAAGGACAGCGUCUCUAGGAAGAAUGGCAUGGUAGGACUUUCGGAUUUCUUCGCUCCACAGAGAAGCACCCUGAAACUGUGAAAACGAAGCUCUCACAAUGAGGCCACUCAGAGAUGGUGUUUUCAAGUCACUAUAGCGCUUUUGUCAACCCGGGCACCAAAUACAACUUGUCAGUGACA
Messenger RNA from Fukomys damarensis (Damara mole-rat), 1050 nucleotides. RefSeq names its product rhophilin associated tail protein 1 like (gene Ropn1l). Lineage: Eukaryota; Metazoa; Chordata; Mammalia; Rodentia; Bathyergidae. The transcript is spliced from 6 exons. The record is from RefSeq and is a predicted model, not a curated record. The coding region runs from base 290 to 952 and encodes 220 amino acids.